AUGGCUUCUUCUUCUAACCCCGUGAGCCACUUGGGCCGGGCUAAAGAAAAGCUUCCAAUUGGUGCCAGGCAUAGUCGCAGUCGGUUUAGAUCUGCUUCUCGUGGCAAUUCUUCUACCCAACCUGGUGCUAAGAACCGAAAUGACUCGAAAACUGCUCCUGCUAAGUCGUGGGUUAAUGUAGCUAAGUUAUCUGCUAGGGGAUACGAUCUUGAGUAUGUUCCCCCAACUUCGAUUGGGAAGAAAGCUAUUGUGCAUUUGACAGAAGAUGUAAUACAUGCUGCCGAUCCUAAAUGGUAUAAUUGUUUGGUGGGGUAUUAUGUUGGAAAAAGUAUAUCUUACAAGACAACUGAAUCUGUAUUGAGGGAGACUUGGGGGACUCAUCUUACAGAAAUGUUAGCAAAUGAUGAAGGGUUCUUUUUCUUCAUUAUUCCUGAUCAUGAAUACCGGCAGAAAAUAUUGGAGGGAGGCCCUUUGACUGUGGCUAGAGUUCCACUUGUUCUUAAACAAUGGCACCCUACCUUGGAGCUGAAAAAGGAACUUCAAUCUUCUAUACCUGUUUGGAUUCGUAUGAAGAACAUUCCCUUUGCUUACUGGGUGUGCGUGGAAAUAUCGGCAAAACUCGAAAGAUGCGAAUCGGUGGAAGUGUUCUUGGAUGAAGAAUCAUUCACCGUCCCUAUCUUUUAUGAAUGGCGACCAAACUCUUGUCCCAAGUGCUGUGUAUUCGGCCACAACUGUUUAGAGAAUGAAACUUCGAAUGUCACUGGAGAUGGCCCUGGUGCCACCACUGCUGCAGAGCAUCCUUCUACGUCUCAUUUGAGCCCUCCAAUUCAACCCCCGAAUGCAGUCCCUGGCGGCCAAAAUGGAUGGAAGUAG
Messenger RNA from Eucalyptus grandis, 873 nucleotides. RefSeq lists its product as uncharacterized. The record is from RefSeq and is a predicted model, not a curated record. Bases 1 to 873 code for a protein of 290 amino acids. The transcript has 2 exons. Lineage: Eukaryota; Viridiplantae; Streptophyta; Magnoliopsida; Myrtales; Myrtaceae.